UUGAUAGUUCUCUCUCUCUCUCCUCUUAUAUAUAUCGAGAUAACUUCAUUCUUCCCUUCAACUCAACCCCACCAAAACAAAAGAAAGAAAGAGAAAGCAACAAAACUCUUUUUUGACAGAAGUUUUAGCCAUGGCUUCUUCAUGUCCUAGUCCACUUGCAAGAUUGUCACUUGAGCGUAGACCCAAAUUGCUUAAAGAAUUUCUUCUUCAAGACGAUCCAUAUUCAUCUAAUGAUUUUGGGUCGUACCCUAAAAAAUUAUACAAGUCUACAAACACUCAUCAAAACCUUCCAAACUUUCAUGGUUCAAGAAUUAAUAUUAGGCCAAACAAAGGGGGUUCAUCUCUAUUACUUAGAAGUCGAUCAUCUAGAGCUGCCAUUGCUACAAUAUCCGCUAUUAACAAGGUCAUCAACAUUGUUAAGUUCUUACCUUUUGCCUCUGUCAAAUCUCCUUCCAUUUUCCCUAGAAGUAUUUCAAGAAAACUAUCAAGGAAAAAUAACUACAAGAAAAGUCAAAAACAUAAUGUUGACCAAGAUGUCUCGAUUAAGGUCAAAGUCAAAGACAUCUUACGAUGGAAAUCAUUUAGAGACAUGGUGGAAGAGAAAUCUACGCCGUUAGAUUCUUCUAAUUAUUCACCGUAUAGGUGCGGCGCUACAACCACUACUACCGCUAGCACCACCACGACCACUAGCAAGAGAACAAGUUGGUGUGAUAGCGAUUUUACCGCGGAGGAUUUACCGUCAUGGUGGGGUGAAAAUGGUGAAUUUUUGGGUAGAAAGAACAUACUUGAGGAAAGUACUGUCGGUGGGUAUUGCAUGGAAACCACAAAUUCAAUUAAUAAUAAGGAAGAGUUGUGCUUUGAUGAGAGUGAGCAACAUAGCCCAGUUUCAAUUCUUGAAUCUCCAUUUCAAGAAGAUGAUGAAGAAGGAAUUAUGGCCUUCUCUUUCCACAAAAGGAAAAGCAUGCUCAUGCAAAGAAUUCAAAAAUUUGAGAGUCUUGCUGAAGAAAACAUCAGCUCAAAAGGAGAAGAAGAACUAAAAGAAGAUGAAGAAAUUCAAGAAAUUGAAGAAAAGGCAAAGCAAUUGUUGAUCAAUUGUGAAGCAAACUAUAUGGAUGAUGAACAGCUUCUCUUUGAUUUCUUAUGGAAUGAAUUGAUUACAAGUAAAAAUCAUCAAAACAAUGUUGAUGAAAAGCUAAUGAGAGUGGCAAAAUCUUGGAUCAAUGGUGAUUACAAUGAGGAAUUUGAAUGGGAGAUUGAGGACAAAAGAGAAGCCUAUAUAAAAGACAUGGAAAGAGUAGCAAAUUGGAACAUGUUUGAAGAGGAAAAACAAGAGUUAACCUUGGAUUUGGAGUUUGAAGUGUUUAAUGAUUUGAUCCAUGAAAUCUUGGAAGAUGUUAUUUUCUCAUAAUUGUUAGAUCAUAUUUAUAAAAAUUAGAACAUAGAAUUUGGAAAGAAUUUCAUGUAUCGUAUUAUUAACAUGUGUAGAACAUGUUAUACAUACAAGUAAAUUGUAGACCGGUUAGAUAUUAAGAAAGUAUUAUUUUUUGCGACUUAUGUAUAGUACUAGUUGAUUUUUCAAAUUUCGCAGACAAAUUAUGUUUCCCUUUCAAUCAACGAAAGAGGAGGAAGUAUAAAAAUAGAGGUUUUGUUGUUGUUGUUGCUGCUGCUGCU
Solanum dulcamara is the source of this 1671-nucleotide messenger RNA. RefSeq lists its product as uncharacterized. The transcript has 3 exons. Lineage: Eukaryota; Viridiplantae; Streptophyta; Magnoliopsida; Solanales; Solanaceae. The record is from RefSeq and is a predicted model, not a curated record. Bases 131 to 1408 code for a protein of 425 amino acids.